AUGCCGAGUCUCGACAUCCCCGGGGAAUUCCUCAGACAUGCUCUUCUAGCCACGGUUGUCCCGCAUGAUUCAGAUGUCGAUUUGGAAGCAGCUCUAACGUCUGCCCUGGAAAAAGGCGCAGAGGAUGUAACAUCUGUCCUCUCCCUGAUACCACAGCGCUCCCUCCUAUUCUUUGAUGAGUUCUGUACCGUUCGCGUCGUCCUGAGGCUUUCCAACUGCUCGCCUUCCAGCUUGAAACAGCACCUUCCACACCUCGAGGUCCGACUUGAUGCCUUUGCUAUCGACCCCGCUGAAACGGUUGCGGAGAAUCCGACCCCAACCCGAGACCUCAUCUUCUCAGGGGUUGUAGAUUCACAGGAGCCAUUGGUGGUGGUGAACGAGUUUGAGGGAGAAACGGGCGGUGGGAAUCAUGUAUACGUGAUUUGGAGUGUUAAAGCAUUCCUCAAACGGCCUCGCAUACGCAUCCAACACCCUUCCCUCCUCUUCAUCGCCGCCGCCACUCUCAAUCCAGCAGAAAAUCGACAGCAAGAAUCUCGCGGAGAUGACUAUCUCCCCCCUCUUAUCCCUGCAUCGGCAAACAUUCUACAGCCACUAUCCACCGACAAAUCCUUGGACCAAAAAGAUCCCUUCCUCCCAGCGUCUAGGCUUCUGCGAGUUGUACCUGCGAAAUACAGUGAAGAUCCCAUAUAUCAUAUCCAGCAACACUCCGGGCAUCCGAUACGGAUCGUCCCCGCCGCUAGUGCCAGGAUACGAUAUUCUCGAUUGAAUGCCUAUAGCGGACGGCCUACUACCGUUGCCAGUCUUGAUUUCGAAGUGACGCCUUUCCUUAAUUGCGAUGUCACAUUCGACAAGGCAAAGCUUCACAUGUCAGAUGGGACGAUCGAAACCCUCUCGGACGCGCCCGGCCUGGUCCCACCCAUUCGAUGCCUCCCACGAGAUGAUGUCACCCUUAUAUACAAGUUGACACCUGACUAUGCGCCAGACCCAAAUCCAUCAACAACUGUGAUGGUCAGUGUUUUGGAUAUCUCCUUGGAAGCAAUCAUACAUCUGUCGGAAAACUGUAACCCGCGGAUCUUGAUGCAAUGGAGGACCAAUGUCGAUUUCUCAAUGGUUCUGAACCCGACCUUUGGCGGACCUAGCCAGGCCUUACAACGAAACAACCGCCCUGCAAGUCUGCCUAUGACGCCAAAUCAGAGCAACGGCGUAGCGGGAACAGCCACGCCCAAUCGAAGCUCCUUAAGAGAGAGAGCUUAUUCAACAGCGGACCUCGGUGUAUCCGUUUCAUUUAGUGGCCCCCCGCAUGUGGAAGUAGGAAAGCCCUUUGCGUGGAGUGUCUUCAUCGUAAAUCGAUCGGCCGCCUCCCGCAAAUUCUCCAUGGUCGCUAUCCCUCGCAGGAAGAAGCCAGACCCAAGGGGACAUGUAGUGCGACCAUCUUCUUCAUCGGCAACGAGCCGUAAGGACGCCCAUGUUGCGGAAGCUGUGACGGAUGACAACAUUGUUCAUGCUCUACAGAAGAGUGUAGCCGGUCAGGAAGCAGAGCUCAUCUCUUUGAGUACAGAUGUUCGGGCUGGUCCCCUUUUACCUGGCACCUGCUUUGCGACCGAAUUAAAACUGCUUCCCCUGGCGGUGGGGGCACUUCGUCUGGAAGCCGUGCGCCUGGUGGAUGUGAACACGAACGAAAUGAUCGACAUUAAAGAUCUCCCGGAUAUCCAUUCCUUUGAUAGGAAGGGUAACCCAAUUGAGAUAACCAGUUCAGAAUAG
Molecule: messenger RNA, 1761 nt
Organism: Aspergillus ibericus CBS 121593
Lineage: Eukaryota; Fungi; Ascomycota; Eurotiomycetes; Eurotiales; Aspergillaceae
Product: TRAPP trafficking subunit Trs65 domain-containing protein
Exons: 4
Coding region: 1-1761 (586 amino acids)
Biological process (GO): intra-Golgi vesicle-mediated transport
Cellular component (GO): TRAPPII protein complex; trans-Golgi network
Source: RefSeq, a predicted model, not a curated record